Molecule: messenger RNA, 2062 nt
Organism: Branchiostoma belcheri (Belcher's lancelet)
Lineage: Eukaryota; Metazoa; Chordata; Leptocardii; Amphioxiformes; Branchiostomatidae
Exons: 13
Coding region: 1-1758 (585 amino acids)
Molecular function (GO): calcium ion binding
Source: RefSeq, a predicted model, not a curated record
AUGUGGUUUGACUACACGUUUGAAAACAAAGGGAACACUGACAUCCCUGCUAGUAACAGUACCAAUGCUGUUCUCAAGGUUUACUUCACCAACAAUGCACAGUUUGAGUCUGCUACGAUCAAGUCGCCGCCUUCUCCCGUCACUCUCUCAGCGUUUGACGGCGCUCUGUCCAGACAGGGCAUCAGACAGGGCGCGUCCUUCCAGGCACUGGACGCUCUGGCCGUCGUGUCGGUCCCUGAAGCCAACUGUACAGCCUUUACACAUCUCUGUACCAUUGUGAGCUACGCAAGCCUGGGUAACCAGUAUUCAGACAGGUCUGACACCUGUAUAGCCCUGGGUUCAGGGUCCAACCAAGCUGGAACACUGGAUUUGAAGCAGACGUCCAGUUCUGGAUGUAACUCUAACGCUGUGUGUGCGCUUGUCUCUAACGCUGUGUGUGCGCUGGUGUCAGGCCAGGCCAGGUGUGUCUGUAAGGGAGGCUUCACAGGAGAUGGGACCACAUGUUCAGAUGUAAACGAAUGUACCUCCGGCAGUCCGUGCAGCAGCCUGACCAACUCCAGAUGUGUCAACACUGAAGGUUCAUACGAGUGCCAGUGUAAGCCCCGCUAUUACAAGAAACGGCGGGAGUGCAAGGACACUCUGACCUAUCAAGUGGAGGUGACCUUCACUGCACAGAACUACACUUCUGAGCUUGCAAACAGCGACUCCACGGAGUACAAACAGCUAGACUACACCUACACUGAGGAGAUGUCUUAUGUCUACCUGACGAGUACACUGAAGGACCGCUUCCACGGUAUGCGAGUGUUGAACUUCCGAUCAGGCAGUGUGAUCGGCACUCAUGCUGCUAACCUGGCCAGUAAUGGUGGCCAGACUACAGGCAGCAUACAGAACGCAGUCAACUCAGCCAUCAACUCAUCCUCGGGAACUGCCCUCAACAUGCAGGCAAACGUCAAAGUUGCAGAUUACAAUGAGUGUGCUAAAGCCAGUGACCAUGACUGCCAUGAGAAGGCAGACUGUGUCAACACGUUGGGCUCCUUCACAUGUAAGUGUCAGGCGGGGUAUGAAGACAGGAACCCGGCUACACCAGGAAGGGACUGUUAUGAUGCUGCCAGACUUGCCAUCAUCAUAGGAGGUGUGAUAGGAGGACUGUUGGCUCUACUGCUGUUGCUCUGCCUCUGUCAUCAAUGUGUCAAGAAGAAGAGGACCAAGAAAUCCGUGGACCUGCACUCCAUGGGCAGCCUGGUGUGGGCUCGGCAGGACCAGCGGACCUUCUGGUGGCCGGGAGAGGUGGUCCCUGGGAAGGAUGGAGACAACAGUCUGUGGGUCAGGUGGCUCGGCAUCAACACUUUCUCUCCUGUGGACUCUGUAGAGGUUGACAAGUUCCAGUCACUUGACCAACAUUUCAGCGCAAAGGCCCACAACAGCCUCAUGUCAUACCGCGCUAGUGUGGAUGAAGCCAAGAGGAAAUACAUGAAGUCUGCAGACCCAGAACAGGCUCCCCCCAGGUACAAUGGUAACUAUCCUCCAGCUGACUACCCAGGGGCCCCGCCAGAGAAACCACCCCUGAACGGGCACCAGUUCCAGAGUCUGGUAGUGCCAUACUACGGGGGUGAACAGCCCCAGAGGUACGCCCAGCAGCAAGAAGUUUCCCAGAUCCUGGCCCGGCCGCCCCGCUCCGCCAUUAACGGCCCCCCGAAGUACACCUCGGGAUUUAAGGGGAACGCAGAGUAUCAGGAGUUCUCAUUCAAACUGAAGUAAAAUUUAGACGGUUGACGACCAACCAAUCAACGUCUGUUCUCAUUUAAACUGAAGUAAAAUUAAGACGGUUGACGACCAACCAAUCAACGUCUGUUCUCAUUUGAACUGAAGUAAAAUUAAGACGGUUGACGACCAACCAAUCAACGUCUGUUCUCCUUCAAACUCAAGUAAAAUAAAGACGGCUGAAGACCAACCAAUCAACGUCUGUAGGAAUGAUUGACAUUUCUACACCUCGAAUCUGUUCGUUUCUAUGAGUAUUUUUUUGUAUCAUGUUUGAAACGAAAUUUUAACCAACUCUUUAUUA